AUGAUCUUGGCUAUUUUAGGUAAUUUAACGUUACUAAUUGUGGUCACGCAAAAUACAACCGGAAGAUUAAAAAAUGUGACCAAUAUCUUUAUCUGCAAUUUAGCCAUAGCAGACUUCUUUAUUGCCUUGUUAGUUAUCCCUUAUCGUCUAUGUGCUUAUAUCUUUGUGCGCUGGCCAUUAGGUGCAUUUCUAUGUUUCAUUAUGCCUGCCGCUGAAAAAAUCUUGUUCACAGUAUCUAUAUUUCAAAUGUUAGCCAUGGCUGCUGCUCGCUAUGUGGCUAUCGUUCAUCCACUAAGACAACAAUUGCAUGAAAGAGGAGCAUUUAUUGUCAUUUUCAUUGUAUGGUUAUUAGCAAUUGCGUCGAAUGCACCAUUAUUU
This is a messenger RNA of Trichoplax adhaerens, 378 nucleotides long. RefSeq lists its product as uncharacterized. Gene Ontology annotation, molecular function: G protein-coupled receptor activity. The transcript has a single exon. The record is from RefSeq and is a predicted model, not a curated record. Gene Ontology annotation, cellular component: membrane. The annotation marks the transcript as partial. NCBI's taxonomy places the organism in Eukaryota, Metazoa, Placozoa, Uniplacotomia, Trichoplacea, Trichoplacidae. Gene Ontology annotation, biological process: G protein-coupled receptor signaling pathway.